AGAACCAGUCAGUCUUUCGUGGUCUUUCGAAUCACAUCGUAGUACAUAUAAUAUUUGUGUAAUAAAAUGUAUGUGUGAAUAAUUAUAUUCUUCAAACAUUGCAUACUGCUAAAGCAUUAAUUUGCUGCAGUGUGUUUUACAGAUUUAAAAUAAAUAUUCCUUUUCUUCGACAUGAUGAUAUUUCUAAAACUAUUAUUAAGUAGCGGAUUAAUUUUUAUUGCUGUAACGGCUUUUAUUCGUAAUGAAUCUUUAUGCUAUCGACCAUCAGAAUAUAUAAAACCAAUGCACUACGAUAUCAAGCUUACAUCAUUUAUUAAAGGAAAUAUUUUCCAUGGAGAAUACAAUAUCAGCAUAAACAUUUUUAACAAAACGCAACACAUAUAUUUAUAUUCAGAAAAAUUAUGUAUUAAAAAUAUAGUUUUAAUUACAAAUUUUAAAAAAUAUCAUGAGAAUGACAAUGAUACAGUUUAUAGACCGACAUAUGAUACUGAAGAAGAUCCAAUUGAUAUUUCCUUUAUGAAAGAGUUAUCACCAGGAAAUUACACUUUAAAUAUAAAAUAUUUUGGUAUUGCUGAUAAAGGCUUCAGGAUUUUCGACACGAAAGAAAAAAUUACUUGGGUAGGUGCUCCGCAUUUCCAGAUAAUAAGCGCCCGACAAGUGUUUCCAUGUUGGCAUUCACAUAAUUUAUUAUUAGAAGCAACCUUUAACAUUUCUUUAGGAUGUCAUAACUGCACAACUUUGUCAAAUAUGCCAUUACGAAAUACGGAAAGAGAUGAGUACAAUUUGGUAUGGAAACACUACGACAUCACACCUGUAAUGUUGACUCAUCACGCAACAAUGGUUAUGUCUAACUACCACCUAUUCCAUCUUGAUAACAAAACUCAAAACAUUCAAAUGUGGUGCAGAAAUGAAUCUGGAUUUCACAUAGAUUUUGCAAAAAAUAUAGCUGAAAAUAUCACAUUGUUGUUUAAAAAUAAAUGGCAACUUUCGAAUAAAAUACCGUACGUGACUCAUGUUGCAAUUCCAAAUUUCCAUGACGAUGGCACAAUUUUCGAAUUUGUUUUUUAUAAGGAAACAGAUAUCAUCUUCGAUAAAAAUGUAUAUCCUAUUGCUCACACGAUUGAAGUAGCUCAAUUAGUAGGACGUAAAGUGAUACAGCAAUGGUUUAAUGACAUGAUGAACAAUCCGUUAGUGUCAGAUUUUUGGUUUAAAAAAGGUUUUAUUACAUGGCUUGCAACGCAUGCUGUAAAUGAGUUUUAUCCUGAUUAUCAAAUAACAAAUUUAUUUGUUGUUCAAAAUCAACAUUAUUCUUUUAAUUUGGAUGGUGAUUAUUAUAUGUGGAAUUUUACUUCACAAGUUAACAGUUCAUUGAAAAUCCCCAAUUCUAUCAGAGCACCUUUUAUACUGCGCAUGAUGUACCACGUCACAGAAAAAAUAUUUCCAAAAGCCAUAAGGAUAUUUGUAUGUGUAUAUAAGAACCCAUUACACCGUUUAGACUUUGUGAAGUUUAUGAGAGAUAUUGCUUCAGACGUAAAUCAAGAUAUUGUUUCGCAACUAACAAAAAUGGAAAAUUGGGCUUCAGAAAUACAUUGUCCUCUUAUUAAACUAGAACGAAAUUAUGAUAAUCCUGAGAGCCUAGCAAUUCUAUCGAUACAAAAUAUCGACACAUUAAAAAUUCGGUGCAUUCCUGUAACUUUUACUACGCAAACGUUUCCCGAUUUUAACAAUUUUACUCAUUAUUUGCUAUGCCAGGAAUGGGAUAAAUCUUUACCAAUACCAUUCACAUUAUCAUUACCAUAUAAAGAAUAUGGUUGGAUGAUAUUCAAUAUACAACAAAUUGGAUAUUAUCGCGUUAACUAUGAUAAUGAGAAUUGGAAAAGAAUUUCAACUUAUCUAAACUCUGAUGAUUACACGAAAAUUCAUGUUCUUAAUCGUGCCCAAAUUAUCGAUGAUGCAUUUCAUUUAAUGAUAGCAGGCAAACUCCAAUCCCAUAUAUUCUGGGAUAUUAUAAUGUAUUUGCAUCGAGAAAAAGAUUAUAUAGCAUGGUAUCCUAUGUUUAAAGCUCUGGAAUACAUAUUUAGUACUUUUCCAGUGUUGGAAGAGAAAAAUAAAAAUGUUGCGACUUUAGUAAGAGAAAUAUUACACAAUGUACUUGAACUAAUCAAAUAUGAAGAAAUUGAUGAUAUUGACGAACUUAAAACGAUAUGUUUACGACAAGAAGCUGCAAAAUGGGCAUGUUUUCUCGGUGACAUCAAUUGUAAGAAGACAGUCAACAAUAAGUUAAAACAACAUCUCCAAGAUCCUACAAAUUACAAACUUUUUCCAUGGUGGAAAGAAUGGACAUAUUGUAAAGGUUUGAUGACUACCAUAGACGAGACCACAUGGCAAUUAGUGUAUACUAAAGGAUUGAAAAAAUCUGACACUAAAUUUUUAGAAUACUUGGCUUGCCCUGAAGAUAUUAAUCUCAUCAAAAAUUAUUUAACAUUUAAACAAACUAUUUCUCCAAAAGAGAAUUAUCCGAAUUCUUUUAACAGUUUCUUACAUAUUAUUACGAAGCACGCAAAGAAUUCAGCUAUACUGCAGCACAUAUUAUAUAAUUUUAACGAAAUAAGACCGAAAAAUGUUAGUAUAACUGCAGCAUUAAUUAUUAUUAUUAAUAACGUAUAUUCUGUAAAUCAAACUCAGGAAAUAAACAACUACGUUGAAAGCAUGAAGAUCAAAUCAGAUCUAUUUGUUAGAAUGAAUUACACAGAAAAUUUUGUUAAGAGCUAUCACAUAGAAAUGAAUUUCAUUAAGCGGAUUUCUGACAAAAUUGAAAGCCGAAUAUCAAUUCGCAACAAACAAAUCAAAAGACAGAAAGAGUAUUUUGAUAGAUUUUUCUAUUGAUAAAUUCUAAAAUAAAAAGAUUGCAGCUUUGCAUGGAUGUAUUACUAUUCGAUGCCUUUGUAUUUACAAAUAUUUAUGGCUGCAUGCAUCAAGUUUUUCAUUUUUUGCGAACUUACUUUAUGUAAUUGAACUAUAUAUUAUUGCCUAUGUUCACAAUAAAAUAGCCAUAUAAUAUUA
Messenger RNA from Nylanderia fulva, 3063 nucleotides. RefSeq names its product aminopeptidase N-like. Gene Ontology annotation, biological process: proteolysis; peptide catabolic process. The record is from RefSeq and is a predicted model, not a curated record. NCBI's taxonomy places the organism in Eukaryota, Metazoa, Arthropoda, Insecta, Hymenoptera, Formicidae. Gene Ontology annotation, cellular component: membrane; cytoplasm. Gene Ontology annotation, molecular function: peptide binding; metalloaminopeptidase activity; zinc ion binding.